This is a messenger RNA of Girardinichthys multiradiatus, 5339 nucleotides long. It is a transcript of the gene arhgef37, whose product is annotated as Rho guanine nucleotide exchange factor (GEF) 37. The record is from RefSeq and is a predicted model, not a curated record. NCBI's taxonomy places the organism in Eukaryota, Metazoa, Chordata, Actinopteri, Cyprinodontiformes, Goodeidae. Gene Ontology annotation, molecular function: guanyl-nucleotide exchange factor activity; protein binding.
GUGUUUGUGUUUUGCAUGCAGCAGCGUCUCUCUGCAGCACAUUCUGCAGGUCAGCAUUCUCAGAAGAACACAGAAAGAGGAGAGUUCGGUUCACCGCAGCUGAAUCAGGAUUUGGUUGAAGUGAUUUCCAUCAUGGAGGGGCCCAGUAGACUACCCCCACCCCCCUUCAAACUCCACAAAUCAGCUUCAUCUCCUCUUCGCUAUUCAGGAGCAAUAAGGAAGGUUGCCAAGAAAAAUCAAGUUAGGGAUAAUCUCCUGGAAGGUGGAAAUAAAGAGGAGGACAAUCAAGUUGAAGAGGAGAACCUCCACACCGAGGAGGAGACGGCAGAGGAUUCUGUGUUUAUGAAACCACCAACUGAUUCCUUGGACGUCACAGAUACAGGUGCUCAUCGGAUAAGUUUGAGACUUCCCUCACAGGACAGUUUCUCAGAGGAUAGCUUGGUAUCAGAGGAGAGCCUGGCAGAGGAAGCCAAAAAGAAGAACGAAGAGGAGGAAGCAGCGGCGAAGGAGAGACAAGCUCAGAGACAGAUGAUGGCUAUAGAUGAGCUUGUCCAGUCAGAGAAGAGUUACCUCAGAAUGCUGCAGAUUUGCACUGUAAAUAUCAGGAACAACCUGCUGAACCUCCAGCCUCCUCCACCCGACUUGGACAGUAUGUUCCUCUACAUAGAGGAGGUGAUGGACGUGUCAAGCCGCCUCCUCAGCUUGUUGGACCAGAAGCAGCUCAUGCCUGACAACCCAGACUUUCUAGAAAACCUCUGUGUUUCAUUCCUCGGCCUCUCCUCAGACAUUGAAGCAGCAUACAAAGAAUACCUGUGGAACUACAACCAUAUCUCGUUAGUGGAGAACAGCUACAAACAGAAGGAGGCACUUUGGAAUGACAUUAUUCAAAUCAUAAAGUCAUCAGCCCCUGAAGUCAAUGCCACCUCUCUAAGUUUCUUCUUGGUGAUGCCUGUGCAGCGGAUUGCCCGGUAUCCUCUCCUCCUGCAGACCAUCCAGAAGCACACUGACCCCUCUCACCCAGCGUACGCCCUCCUGGAGCAGGCUGCUCACACCUCCGUCGCCUUAAACUGUCGUAUCAACGAGUAUAAACGCUUCCGAGAAGUCGCUGAUAAAUACAAGAAGACGGAAAACCUGACCAUCAUUGACAAGAUCAACCGGCUUAACACACACAGCAUUGCAAAGAAGACUGCAAGGUUCAGUCAGCACAUUAAACAUGAAACUGGAAUGGCACCAAAGCUGGUGGAUGAAGAAUUUGAUGCCCUUGAAGGUUUCUUUAACAUUCUGGAAUACGGGAUCCUGGUGCUUCUGGAGAAUGUGGAAACGUAUCUGCUCCACCUGCAGAGGUUCUUGGAAUGUAAGACAGAGGAGUUUGACUUUGACAUGGAUGGUGAAAAGACCCCUAUUUGCUACAAGGAGAUCAAUACUGCACUCAGACAGUGGAUCCUUCCAAUGUUUGAUAAAAGGAUGAAGGCUCUAAUUUACAAGCCUCUCUGUGAACUCCGUGACCUCCUGGUGGGCCCAAAGAACCUGAUAAAAAAGAGACUCCACAAACUGCUCGACUAUGAAGUGAUAGAAGGCAAAUCCAAACUGAGUUAUGAGGAACAGGCUGUGGCCAAUGCUUACAAGACAAUUAACACUUUGCUCCUCAAUGAGCUUCCUCGCUUCAAUGGCUUAGCUCUGCAGAUGAUCUGGAGUAUGCUUGGGACGUUCAGCUGCUUGCAUAGAGACCUUGCUGCAGACAUGGAGCAGCUGUUUCAAAGCUUUGCACAGCAGCUCCCUCACAGCACUUGCCACCCUAAGGAGUUCCUGGAGUGGGUGGAGAAUGCAGUGCUUGAAGGAGUGAGGAAGUUGGAGAUUUUAUGCCAAAGUGUGGAGGAAACCCUUAAUGCUCCAGUUGUCCAGCCUGUGAGCCCGUCCUUUCAGCGCCGUCUGAAGCACCUAACAGAUAAGCACGGCUCCGGUAAGAUCUUCCAGGUGACAAACACUGUGGUGGGCACCCGGGACUUUGACCUGAACCUGACUAAAGGGGAGUUGGUGGCCAUCAUCAGCGAGACCGACACCCGCGGAGACAAACGGAGAUGGCUAGUUGAUGCCGGAGGAAAAAAAGGUUAUGUUCCAUCCUCAAAGCUCAUUCGCUAUCACCAAGCAACGGAGGACCCGCCUCCCUCACCAUUCCUUCCUGUGCCGGGAAACAUGACGGGAUUCAGGAGACACUCCUGCAUCCCGGACCCAAACGUCCUCCAUGUCACAAGUCAGCCUUUAUUCCAGGUUUGCGCAGCCUACGACUUCACAGCGAGAGGAAACCAUGAAGUUACUGUCCGUGCUGGUGAGUCUGUCCGGAUCCUGGAGCCCCACGACAAACGAGGGAACCCCGAGUGGAGCCUGGUGGAGGCCCGAGGUCAGAGAGGCUAUGUGCCCUCCAAUUAUCUCAUUAGGAUGCCCGUGGUCACAGGGACACUGGCCCCUCCAUUCCACUAGGAAGAGAGUAGAAAAGUACCUUGUUAUAAGCGUACUACAGUAUUUUGUUUUGAGUCUGCAGCUGCUUCUAAAAAAUCUUUUUAAGCAUAUGUUUUGUGUCAAAAGGGAUUUUAAACUACAUGCAAGAAAAUAAAUGAACUAGUUUAAAUGUAAGGCCACCCAAGUUUAAAAUCAUAUGUAUUUUCAGUUUUUAUCUAGUUAACUGGAUACAUAGAGACAUGUACAAGAUAACUUCAAUUUGGUGUGAAAACAUGUUUUUUUUUCUUUUUUAAUGGCAAUAUAUAGAAGUCCUGCAGACUGUUGAACCUGCAGUAGAUGUUUACUGCAUAAAUAUGUAUUGCAACUUAAACUGUCUGAUUUGUAUAGAUUGUUUCUUAUGUACCUGUUUUAAAAUGUGUCAAAUAUUUUCUUCUUCUUUUUUUUUUUUGAGGAAUUGCCUUCUCACUAAAACUUAUAGACCGUUGCUAAACAUCAGACUCCGACUUUUGAAAGUGAAAAUACUAGAAAGGUCCAGGCAUAAGUAGCCAGAAUGUGUGCAAUAGAAAACAUUGAUCCAGUGCCUCUUUUCUCAUGAUGCUUCAAUGUGGAUCUUUUUGUUUGACCAUUUAUGAGUUUUUAAGAUAUGAUACUGGAUUAAGAUGAAGGAAGCUGCAGUUUCUCUAAUGCUGACUGGUUUCUCAUGUGUUGCUCAUGGGUAACAAGGAAGGGUAGUCUGUGAAUGUAGCAUGAAGGACAAUCUAAAAGUUGCACUGGCAAACUCUUGUGGUUUUUAUUAGUGCCAGAGGAUAGUUUGGAUGGCCCAUCUGAUCUGAAGAAAAAAAAAAAGAAAUAUUGGGUCUAACCUUGACUCAUUUUCCAUGAGCCUCAGUGGGAAAGAAGGGCAAAGAAAAUGAAAAGUAUAGACAGCAUGUUCUCAUUAGAGGCUUUCUGUGUCAGUGGGGGAACUACAACAGUGAGACACAGAGAGCAAACAGUGCUUGUGUGCGUCCUGUCUCAUUUGAAACUGUGCUGAAAGGUGAUUGUGUGUGAGAGUCUCCUCCUCCUCACCUGGAAGCAGGCAUUGUAUCAAGACUGGCAGGUUCACAACGUUCUCAUCAUCCCAGACUUCGUAAUGGGAUGUAAAUGCAAAAUAUCUCAGGCUGAGUUGAGGGGAGACAGAGAAAGGUGCAGCUAAAAAUGAGAAUAGGGAAAAAGAUUCUGGGGAAACGUUUUACUAGGCGAUUUGUUACCAUUGUUUUAAUCCCCUCAGCCCCCGUCACAGCAAAGAAAGCCAUUCCUUGGCCAGGUUUUACUUAACAAGGUUUCUAUAAUGAAUAUAAAGUACUCCAGACAAGACAGAGGUGACCUACUUCUGUGUUCAAGCACACCUGAUAAUGGUUGUUACCAUGGAUACAGUUUAGUUUGUGUUUUUUCUACUUGUCUUGUGUGAAAAUUGUGUGAAAAUGUUGAGACAUUGCAUGACUAAGUCAUAUUUAGUAUGUCAAGAUUUGAUACCAAAUAUGAUUUAUUUCCUGCCGGUUCUUGCAAUUCUUGCUCAAAAUGAAAUCUUUUAAAAAACAAAAAUAAUCAAUCUAAAAAUAAGAUUUUACAACAAUUUUCACCUUUUUGUUUUCUAUAGAAAUAAUAGAAACAAUACAUAGAUAUAUUCCAGUAGUGAUAUUUUUUUUUUUUUUAUAAUUCACUGCUGAUUUUUGCUUAUAUGCGUUAUACAAAAUUGAGAAAUAUUCAGGCUUGAGGAGUUUACCACCAUGUAUAAUAACAAUGCAGAGUUAAUCUUUUAAAAUGAAACAAUUUCUUUAUUUUAGAUAUACUUUUGCACAGACUCUCAGCACCCAACAAUCUAAUCAGACUAUUCGCUCCUUAAAUUUUCUGAUGAGUUGCAUUUACUGCUGUGGAUGUGGAGCAGAGGGAGCUUCAGUGGAUCUAAGUCCAAGUUGCUCAGCUGGAUCUCUUCUCUCUCAGUGAGUUUGAAUGUCAGAUUGGAGCAGAGCAGCAGGAGGCACAGGAAAGGGAUACUGCAGUGAUACUUACAAAAUGCCUCUGUAGCAAAUGUUCCAAAGGUUAGUAAGAACAUGGACAUCCCUUGACCCUAAAAGACAUUAAUUGCUUUUAACUCUUCAAAGGCCAUUAUAAGAGGAAGGGUGAACAUUUAGAAAAUGGGUUGUAACUGUAUAAAUCUGCUUAAAUCAUGCAGAUGACAAAUAAGCAAUUUUAAACCUUUGAUUUAGAUAAUUUUUUGUCAUGUUUAGUGUUAAAUCUAAGAAUUAUUACUUACUGAAGACACCUGGAGCCACUUGCCAAAAACUGGAAUAGAUCUUACCAGUUUUUCAGGACAUUUAUGGAUUUUUGCCAUGAAACAUCUGUUGUUUUUCAAUACACCCACCACUAGAGGGAGGUGUGACUUACACUGCUUGUGUCAUAUCUUUGAUGUACACUGUGUAGUAUGGGUUUGUUUGCUAACAUCAUUACCUUUUGUCAGUAUUUAUCCUGACAUGACCUGAGUGCACAACUGGAGUAGAUUUAGUAAUUUUUGUUAAUACCAUUAAUGUUUUAUUUAACUGGAUGUAAAAUAAAUAUGUUGUUGAUGAUGCUUUCUAAUUCAUAUUGCAGCUCUGUUUGUAAUUUAUUAUAAUGUAGUUCUGUUAAGCCUUGUUGUGAUUUUAACUUAUUGGAUGCUGCAGGACUGCUCUUCCUGAGAUGAAGUAUGAAGCCCUUGGAAGUGCUGCCAGAGUUAUGAUGUUGAGCUCAUUUACUCACACAUGUAUUUACACAGCAGAUGGGAGUCUCUGCAGUGCAACAGCACUGUGUCAGGGCAGCUGUAAUCUGGUUGUGAGGCUUCAAUAAAAUGGUGCUGAAACUUG